UUCAUAUCAUUACACCUUUCUCAUCAAUCUCUAUAGAACAAUACUCUUCUCCUCUUUUUAAUUACUCUAACUAAUCUCGUUCGAAGAUGAGCCAAUACAGCCAAAACCAGUCUACAGGAGCUUAUCCUUCGCCUCCAGUGUCUACCGGCCCUUACGUGGCACCGCCACCUCUUGGUUACCCAACUAACGACACAAGUCACGCUACGGCUGCUCAGGUCGAGACUAAGCCCAAGGGUGAUGGAUUCUUGAAAGGCUGUCUUGCGGCCAUGUGUUGUUGUUGUGUCCUCGACGCCUGCUUCUGAGGACUUAAUUCGGUGGUGUUUUUUUAUUUGAUUUCUCAUUGUAUUUUUGCUUAUUACAUUUUGGGAUUUGAUUAGCUUAUGCCAUAUGGUACUUCUAAUUUUUUUAAUUCAUUUAUAUUAUCAGCAGUCUUUGUAAUUUACCAUCUUAUUAUGAAUAAAUAUUUUUCUUCUCUUACACA
Messenger RNA from Capsella rubella, 481 nucleotides. Its product is annotated as cysteine-rich and transmembrane domain-containing protein WIH1. Gene Ontology annotation, cellular component: plasma membrane. The record is from RefSeq and is a predicted model, not a curated record. The transcript is spliced from 3 exons. NCBI's taxonomy places the organism in Eukaryota, Viridiplantae, Streptophyta, Magnoliopsida, Brassicales, Brassicaceae. The coding region runs from base 87 to 302 and encodes 71 amino acids.